Pieris macdunnoughi is the source of this 795-nucleotide messenger RNA. NCBI's taxonomy places the organism in Eukaryota, Metazoa, Arthropoda, Insecta, Lepidoptera, Pieridae. The record is from the annotation of a GenBank genome assembly.
AUGAAUCUAAGCAUUAAGGUAAUGCGAGGAGGAAUAUCAAUAUGCCUGCUCAUCAGCACUCUUUCGCUCGCACCCGCGCUCGGUAGCAGAGCCUGCGAGCGUGGAAGAACCUGGUGGCAUCGCGAGAAUGGCAUAUGUAUGCCAUGCACUCGCUGCGACCCUCGCCGCCUUGCUGUCAAAUAUCCCUGUGAAGUACACAGGGACACUAUAUGCCAGCCUUUAUACGAGGUCCGCAUCUUUCCAUUCAAUACACCCCGGAAGGAGGACUCAAACGCGAGUGACACAAGUGAUUACGAAUAUUAUGAAUACGCGGAUUACGGUGAAGUGACUGAGAGUGAUGAUAUCGUGUGGGACGUACAGACGUCCACCUUGACUCUGGCUGUUAGUGGAUGUGUAGUUUUCUUUGUGGUGGUGCUGACUCUCUCCUUCUACCAUGCACGGCAGUGGCGUGCGCUCAAACAAGCUCUUAAGUCAGAUGUGCACGAUUUAUCAGCUAAGCUGAAAUUGAUGGAAUCAGGCGGUGAAACACGGGCCGAGCCUAUCGUUCCCAGUGACCACAUCUACUGCAACAUUCACAUGGGCAAAGAUGCUCUACUUGUCGCGUUCUUCAAUAAUGAAAGUGGUGUUUGUGUUGCAUAUAUUUCCCAUUAUCCCUGUCUUCGCCACGCCUUAGCGCCAGUGUGCCUAAAGCAUGUCGGUUCAGUGAGCAGGGGACGUCCUCGGGGUCUCGUGCCUUCCUGUUCCGUUCACCUUCUCCAAGCUUCUCCAAGUAAUCGGGCCCUCUGCCUGCUAUAA